Artibeus jamaicensis (Jamaican fruit-eating bat) is the source of this 1501-nucleotide messenger RNA. RefSeq names its product transmembrane protein 238 like (gene TMEM238L). The coding region runs from base 172 to 411 and encodes 79 amino acids. Lineage: Eukaryota; Metazoa; Chordata; Mammalia; Chiroptera; Phyllostomidae. The record is from RefSeq and is a predicted model, not a curated record. The transcript is spliced from 2 exons.
CUCAUAAAGGUAGAUCCACAUGUACUUCCUCGUGGCUCCAGACAGACGGCUCACUCAUUUGCUCACACCCAGCGGAGAGAGAAGGCAGUGGAAGGCAAGCCUGCCACCCUCCCAUGCACAUCAGCUCUGGGAGUGCAGCUGGACUCCUCACGCUGCCCCCGCUCCGGGGCAAUGCUCCUGGGGGGGCCCUGGGGAAGAUGCAACCCUGGGCGGUGCGCCUUCCUCCUCCUGUUGGCCCUUCUACUGGACACCCUGGGCCUGGUGCUUUUGCUCGUGGGCAUCUUCAGCUCACUUGAUUACUGGGACUUCUUGGUCUACACGGGGUCUCUGACCCUGGCUUUCAGCCUGCUAUUCUGGAUUGCAUGGUAUUCCUUCAAUAUUGAACUGCCUCUUGAGAAACUGGACUUGUAGUUUGGCCACUGACUGAGGAGGAGGGACACAGGAUUCCUGUGAACCUGGAGCUGCUAGCAGUCGGAGGAGCAGGGACACGUUGCCACUCUCACCCAAAAUCCCCAAACAGGGACCAGCAGUCCUUUCUGAUGGAGAAGCACCAAUGCAAGAAGAUGCCUUUUUUGCAACUCCCCAUUCAACAGUGCCCCAGAGGAAUCCGAGGCUGGCCAGGGAUGCCAGGCUUCCACAGGAUGGGCAUCUCCCACUGCUUUGGAGAAUGAGAUAAACCCAUAAUGAACCAUGAUAAAGACUCCAUCAGGCAUGCUGCAUCCUGUACAGGCUACUAUGACACUGCUGGUGCCCCUGCUGAUUUAGGAGAGCCUGGGAAGCCUUGAUGUUCUUGAGCUGGAGCUUUUAAGGCAGCAACCUGCUGUGGGCUUAGACAAUAACAGAGAUGCCCUGUCUCCUGCUGCUUCUCUUGUCAAUGUCCCUUUAAAAACCAGCAAUUGGAACCAAGCACAAAAGUCCACAUGGGAUCUCCUGCCAGCAUUAUUGCUACUCCUCCCCAGCUCUUUGAACAGACUGAGGAGCUCUGGAGACUCCACCUCAUCCAUUUCUUGGUUUCAUCCAGUUGGCACAUGGUCACAGAUUUCAACACGUUAGUUGCCAAAGCAGAUGCCCAGCCAAUGCUGAGCGUGAGAGGCCGCCCUCCUCGGUGCUGGACACUGGGUACUAUGAGCACAGCCCCACCCAUUGGCACAGACAGCCAGGCUAUAUGGGGAUCACAUGGUGCGUGUCUGGUCAACAGAAACUCUCUGGGCAUUCUUAUGAGAAGCAAGCUAAGCCUCUGCUAUGCUCUCCAUGUGUCAUUUAUUUCUUGAUCCCAAGGGCAGGGCUUUAUUUUCACCUUAAUUCGGUUUCAUCUAGUCAGUUACAGCCCCGUCAGAAGUGCUUCUACUUACCACCUGUGCCAACCUGCCCCACUAAUUUAUAUUUCCCCUGAUCUAAUUUUGUACUUUUUAUUUAUAUUUCACCCUAAGCGAGUAUGUGUUUCUUGUAAGCUGCCUCCAGUGUUUUAUGGUAUGAGGUGGUUACCUAAUAAAGAAGUGGA